CAGUGCCAUUUUCAUUCAGUUGUUUCCUCGUUUCCGAUGUGUCUGAAAUGGGAACCCAAAUCAUGAACAAAGUAUCAACAACGGCUUCGGUUCCUCUCGUUCACAAUUUCGAAAGGAAGAAAUCUCCAUUUCCUCCAAGUUAUGAUGUGACCAUCCUACAGAAUGCAGCUGGUCCAGCUGGCCGAAUCAAUUGGAGUGCACUGAAAACGGUUCAAUCGGCUCUCAAGUUUGGACAACUGAUAGCAUCCAUCUUAACGCUGGUGUUCAUACGUCCACGUUUAUCCUACUAUUCGGAACGGUUCUUCUGGCCUGAAUUACCUUACUUCAUAGUCGCCUUCACUGCAGCUAUAGGAGCAGUGGUUUUGCUGUUCGACGCGAUUCUGGUUGCUCAACCUCAUCGUCGAGCUUUUUUCCCGGAGGAGUGGUUCCGGGUGAAUCUUUGGUACACUGGAUUGACGACGGUAACAUACUACACUAUGGCCUUCUCGGUAUUGGUCAUGGCGUUGUGGGACUUCCGCAGUAGCUCGUUCAAUAUAUGGGCGGCUGCAUUUGGCUUUGUGGCUGCGGCGCUGUACGUCGCUGAUUGGUGGAUGCAUUUCUGCAAAAGACGCGACUUCGGAGAUAAGCCGAAGGAGGAAGAUAGUGGAAAAACCGAUCCAGUUAAUUUGAUAAAAUGAAUCUAAGAAUAAUGUGCACAGCGCAGUUUAUCAAAUCUGUUCAAUAUCGCCAUUAAAUGAGCAAUAGAAAAUAAUAAAAAAUGUAA
Molecule: messenger RNA, 763 nt
Organism: Aedes aegypti (yellow fever mosquito)
Lineage: Eukaryota; Metazoa; Arthropoda; Insecta; Diptera; Culicidae
Exons: 2
Coding region: 48-677 (209 amino acids)
Source: RefSeq, a predicted model, not a curated record